Messenger RNA from Paralichthys olivaceus (Japanese flounder), 5398 nucleotides. NCBI's taxonomy places the organism in Eukaryota, Metazoa, Chordata, Actinopteri, Pleuronectiformes, Paralichthyidae. The record is from RefSeq and is a predicted model, not a curated record.
CGCAGAUUGAACGUCUCCUCUCGGAUGCUGCCUGCUAUGAUCUCCGUCACGCUCGCGGGCACCACCCCUCCAAACCACACACCCGUCUAUCUCUGAGCUGUCAAUCACACCAUCACGCCGGGAUUUCUACAUGUGCGUGCAUGGCGCGCCGGGCAGGGCGGAUCUGCUCACUGGGUGAAGACACGCCGGUUAAUAUGGAUGAAAGGUCGAUCACCAUCUCGUCUUUUCAACCACUCUGAUUAGCGACACUGUGCUAUAGCAUUGCCCGGACCGCAGAGCCGGGAAGAUGAUGUGCGAGGUGAUGCCGACCAUCAGCGAGGGAGACUCGGCCGGUCCUCCGAGGGCCACCGGCGGCGUGCCGAACGGCUCGGACCAGGAGGCCAACUUCGAGCAGCUGAUGGUCAACAUGCUGGACGAGAGGGACAAGCUGCUGGAGUCCCUCAGGGAGACUCAGGAGACCCUCAUCCAGUCCCAGACCAAGCUGCAGGGGGCGCUGCACGAGAGGGACGUGCUCCAGCGGCAGAUCAACGCCUCGCUACCUCAGGAGUUUGCCACCCUGACCAAGGAGCUGAACAUAUGCCAGGAGCAGCUGCUGGAGAAAGAGGAGGAAAUAUCAGAGCUGAAAGCUGAAAGGAACAACACAAGGCUACUGUUGGAGCACCUGGAGUGUCUGGUGUCUCGUCACGAGCGCAGUCUGAGGAUGACAGUGGUGAAGAGACAAGCACCCCCACCAUCUGGAGUUUCCAGCGAAGUGGAGGUCCUGAAAGCUCUGAAGUCGCUGUUUGAACACCACAAGGCCCUGGAUGAGAAGGUGCGUGAGAGGCUUCGGGUGGCUCUGGAGAGGGUUGCCACCCUGGAGGGACAGCUAGUGGCAACCACACAAGAGUUGAACAUGGUGAGACAAAGGAAGGAUGGUGACUCACUGGAGCGAACAGAUGGAUCCAAACCUACAUGGAAGAGACUUCCCAACGGCUCCAUAGACGCUCACGAUGACAGCAGCCGUUUGUCUGAACUUCAGGAGCUGCUGGAUCGCACCAACAAGGAGCUGUCCCAGAGCCGCGAGCACUCUGCGACUCUGAACACCCGCAUGGCCGAGCUGGAGGCAGAGCUCGCGAACGCACGCAGAGAACUGAGCCGCAGCGAGGAGCUGUCAAUCAAACAACAGAGGGAGCAGAGAGAGAGAGAGGACAUGGAGGAGAGAAUCACAACAUUAGAGAAACGCUACCUGGCCGCCCAGCGGGAAACCACACACAUUCAUGACCUCAACGACAAACUGGAGAAUGAACUGGCCACCAAGGACUCCCUUCACCGACAGAGUGAAGAGAAGGUGCGCCAGCUGCAGGAGAUGCUGGAGAUGGCAGAGCAGAGGCUGGCUCAGACCAUGAGGAAGGCUGAGACUCUGCCAGAGGUGGAAGCUGAAUUGGCACAGAGAGUGGCAGCACUUUCCAAGGCUGAGGAACGGCAUGGCAACGUGGAGGAGCGGCUCAGACAGCUGGAAUCUCAACUGGAGGAGAAGAACCAAGAGCUUGGAAGGGCUCGUCAGAGGGAAAAAAUGAAUGAGGAGCACAACAAGCGUUUAUCUGACACUGUGGAUCGUCUGCUCACUGAGUCCAAUGAAAGACUGCAGCUCCAUCUGAAAGAGCGCAUGGCUGCCCUGGAGGACAAGAACUCUCUCAUCCAGGACCUGGAGAACUGCCAGAAACAGCUUGAAGAGUUUCACCACACCAGGGAACGGCUGAUUGGAGAGAUUGAGAAGUUGAGAAAUGAGAUCGACCAUUUGAAACGUCGCAGUGGGGUUUUUGGAGAUGGAACCCACCCCCGGUCUCACCUGGGUAGCUCCAGUGACCUGCGCUUCUCUGUGGUGGAGGGCCAGGACGGCCACUACAGCACAACUGUGAUCAGGCGCGCACAGAAGGGCAGAAUGUCAGCGCUGCGAGACGACCCAAACAAGGACUACCCGUCACUGCGCGGCAGCGUCAGCCACCUCCUCGGCAGUGACAUCGAGGCAGAGUCGGACCUGGACGACGAUGUUAGCUCUACCCUGCUUUCCCCAAGCGGCCAAUCAGACGCUCAGACUCUCGCUCUCAUGCUGCAAGAGCAGCUUGAUGCUAUCAAUGAAGAGAUAAGGAUGAUCCAGGUGGAGAGAGAGUCCGCAGACCUGCGCUCUGAUGAGAUCGAGUCCCGCGUAAACAGCGGCAGCAUGGACGGACUCAAUGUGACGCUUCGACCGAGGGCCCUGCCCACCUCUGCCACCGCCCAGUCCCUGGCAUCCUCCUCCUCACCGCCCACCAGUGGCCACUCCACGCCGAAACACCACGGACGCAACACCAGCCACCAUCUAGGCAUCAUGACUCUGCCAAGUGACUUGAGGAAACAUCGCAGAAAAGUAGCAUCUCCAGUUGAAGUGGACAAAGCCACCAUCAAGUGUGAGACGUCGCCUCCCUCUUCCCCCCGGAGUUUGCGGCUGGAAACCAAUUUUGCCCAAUUUACAGGCAGUCUGGAGGAUGGUCGAGGCAAGCAGAAAAAAGGCAUCAAGUCGUCUAUCGGCAGAUUGUUUGGGAAGAAGGAGAAGGGUCGACUGGAGCAGACAAUGGGCAGGGAUGGACAGCCCCUACCAGCCUUAACAGACUUUGAGAUGGGCAUCGGCGACACUAUGACUCUGGGAAAACUUGGCACUCAGGCUGAGAGGGACCGCAGAAUGAAGAAAAAACACGAGCUUCUUGAAGAUGCCAGGAAAAGAGGUCUGCCUUUCGCCCAGUGGGACGGCCCUACUGUCGUCUCCUGGCUUGAGCUGUGGGUGGGUAUGCCGGCCUGGUAUGUGGCGGCCUGUCGUGCCAACGUGAAGAGCGGAGCCAUCAUGUCAGCUCUGUCCGACACGGAAAUUCAGAGGGAGAUUGGCAUCAGCAACCCUCUGCACAGACUCAAACUCCGCUUGGCCAUUCAGGAGAUGGUCUCCCUCACCAGCCCCUCUGCACCGCUCACCUCCAGAACGUCCUCCGGAAAUGUGUGGGUGACUCAUGAAGAGAUGGAGAACCUGGCUUCCUCCACUAAAGCGGACAAUGAGGAGGGCAGCUGGGCACAGACUCUGGCAUAUGGAGACAUGAAUCAUGAGUGGAUCGGGAAUGAGUGGCUGCCCAGCCUCGGUCUGCCUCAGUACCGCUCCUACUUCAUGGAAUGUCUGGUGGACGCACGCAUGCUGGACCACCUGACCAAGAAGGACCUGAGGAGCCACCUCAAGAUGGUGGACAGCUUCCAUAGGGCUAGUCUGCAGUAUGGGAUUAUGUGCUUGAAGAGACUCAAUUAUGACAGGAAAGACCUGGAGCGCCGGAGAGAGGACAGCCAACACGACAUGAAAGAUGUGUUGGUGUGGACCAAUGAGCAGGUGAUCCACUGGGUCCAUUCCAUUGGUCUGAGGGAGUACAGUGGCAGCCUGUUGGAGAGUGGCAUUCACGGGGCACUCAUCUCUCUGGACGAGACCUUCGACUACAGCAGCCUAGCGCUCAUCCUGCAGAUCCCUAUGCAGAACACACAGGCACGGCAGGUUUUGGACAGAGAGUUCAACAACCUAUUAGCUUUGGGAACUGACCGUCGACAAGAGGAGAGUGGGGACGACAAGUCUUUUCGACGCUCUCCGUCAUGGCGCAAGAGGUUUCGGGCACGUGAGGGAGGGGCGGGGCUAGGGAUGAUGGCAGGCUCCAUGGAAACACUGCCUGCUGGCUUCCGUAUGCCCUCCAUGUCCAUGCCACCCUCUGUGAAUUUGGUGCCCAGGAAACAGCUGCAGCCUGAAGCUCCUCCCCCGGCGCCACCGAGACUUGAUCCUUCGGCUGUGCGGACCUACUCAUGCUAACUACUCUCUGCUUACUAACAGGAGCACUAAUGCUACCAGUGCAUUCUCAUUACCUAUAUGGACACAUGCUUGCGGCCUUUUGAGAGUGAUAUGCCAAAUCUGGAGAGGAAGCCCUGGGUGCCACUGCCCAGCCCUUACCUCCCACCGUUCACAUCUCACCUAUCCUUCGGACACGUGCAAUACAGAGGCCAACUCUGACCUUUGAACUCUUGAGAGUGCCCAUUGGCUGCGCUCGCUGCUGUAAACGAGACUCGUCCCAGUCUCUCCCAGUUUACCCCAGUGCUCCCAGUAGCCUUGUUGUUGUGGUGUUGUGCUCCUGCUCCCCCUGGUCUCAGCUGUGGGUUCUCGUGCUGGUUCUAUUAGUCUCAACAUGGCCAAGUUCAAAACAACUUUGCUGUGUCACAUCCUAGGAAACUCACUAGUUGAUUAGUGUAAAAAGAAAAAAAGAUUUAAAGCGAUGUUGAGCAGCUGUUGAUUUGGACUUGGGAAUGAUGAAUACUUGUAUAAAUGGAAGAUCCCACUGCACAUUGCCCCUCUACCGGUUAUGCAAGGUAUUACUCAUUUAUCGUCUCUGUACAUAAAAUGGAUGAAUUAUGUUUUUUAUCAAAAUGUUAUAUUGGAAAUAUAUAUGGAAAAUAAUAUAAUAUUGCUGUAUGAAACCCAAUGCCCUGUAUUCGAUAGUGACUGUUCUCUCUCUUUCUCUUUCUCUUUCUCUCUGUGUCGGACCUUUGUGCGUCUUUUGCUGUAUGCUGUAAGUGUGUGAAUCAUUAGUGGGAGGGACUUACAAAAGAUGGGGUGUGUUUCUACAAGGACUCUUCACAGGUUCAUGGGUCCAAAUUCAGACACUCUUUGCUUCUUCCUCUCCAGUUCUUUUCUCUUUACUCCUCUCCUUCUUUUGACACCAUGUAGCUGUUAGCCCCCCUCUCUCCGCCUCUCUCGCCUUCUGUAUGACACUAUGUAGCCUAGAAUAGAGAAAAUCCUUUAAUAUGAAGGUGUGUGUGUGUGUGUGUGUGCCUGUGUGCGCCUGUGUGUGUGUGUCUGAAUGAGUCUCUCUGCUCGAGACUUGCAGAAAGGUCGUACGUGUGAUGGACCGACCCCAGCCAUGUGACCAUGACUAUUUUCUGUGAAUGGGUAGUGUGAACACUGUAGCUCCUCUCUGUUGAUUCCUUAACUCUUCUCUCAAAUCAAACUGUAAACUGCUGCUCAACAUCAGCCAAUGAUAUCCACAUAAUACUGCUCAACGUGACGGACUCGUUCUGAUCCCGUCCCGUCGCCUCCCGUUCAGUUGCCAUAGAGACGUGACAGUGAGCAGUUUUGACUCUUGGCUGACCAACUCCUCAUCCAAUGAGAACACAGCAUAUGGAACCAGUGAAGUGCUGGAUGGGUGUACAAUCUUUUUCUUUUUUUUAACAGUUUUUCCAAGGUGUCUAAAAGGUGUUAUGUGCUAUGUGGCAGCUAUGAGUACUGUGUCUUUAUUCCAGGUGUGAAACAAUGCUGACAAAUCAAGAUUUUAUUAUUUGGCUAUUCAAAAAAAGUGUACUGUAUUUAUGA